This is a messenger RNA of Nothobranchius furzeri (turquoise killifish), 13745 nucleotides long. It is a transcript of the gene kalrna, whose product is annotated as kalirin RhoGEF kinase a. Gene Ontology annotation, biological process: protein phosphorylation; intracellular signal transduction; axon guidance. Gene Ontology annotation, cellular component: extrinsic component of membrane; cytoplasm; postsynaptic density. NCBI's taxonomy places the organism in Eukaryota, Metazoa, Chordata, Actinopteri, Cyprinodontiformes, Nothobranchiidae. Gene Ontology annotation, molecular function: ATP binding; guanyl-nucleotide exchange factor activity; protein kinase activity. The record is from RefSeq and is a predicted model, not a curated record.
GUGUGUGUGUGUGUGUGUGUGUGUGUGUGUGUGUGUGGUGGGGAAAUGGGGUUGUCUUGUGACUGCUUUAUAAAAGUAGGUCUCCUUGUCCUCUCGUGAAGCUCUGGAGGUGAAGUGAAAGGAUAUUUGGAACAGAUCCCUCUAAUCUGCAUUGUUCAGAUCAUCCAAGAAUGUCUCCAGGCUGCAGUUCCAGUUCAAGGAAACAAUUUAAAAUUAAAGGAACAAAAAGUGUAACAGAAUAUUUCCUUUACCAACUGUCUUUACAGUUUUUUUGUGGUUUUUAAAGCUGACUUAGUACAGACAACAGCUAGAGAAUUCACCGGCAUUGCCGCCAUUGUGUCAGAAUGAGACCCCCCCCCCCCUCCAUUUUAAAAUGGCUUGUUUGGACCCCUAACACACAUUUGCCACGUAGGAAAUGUUAAUCCACCUUUCCACCGAUAGUGUCUUUGUUAAAUAGGUUUGUCUCUUUGGUUACAAGAUGGAUCUUUCUAAGAGUGAAAGUUUCCCGAUAAAUCCCUUGGGUGUUGUAAUUAAACAAUCUGAUAUUCAUUUUGAGCUAGCUCCUCUCGUCUUUAUAUACUUCCAUAUCACCAGUUCAAAUCUGCUUUCCGAAGGUGGAAUUCAUUACCUUAGUCUUAAAUUGGCCAAAUUAAAACAGUCCAGAUUAUUGUCCUGCUCCGAUUGCUGUUUUUGUUUCGAUGCCUCCCACUAUUUCUGCCUAAAGCUUUCUUCAAACAAUUAGAUCAUCUGAUUUUGUCAUUUUUGUAGGGAGGGAAACAUGAGAGAAGGAAGAGCAAACAAGAGAACUGACAUGAGAAUCCAGGGUGAGAGCUGGGUCAAAGGUCAUGCCAAGAUUCCUGACAGAUGGCUUGGUGUGAGAAGCAAGCUGACUAAGAGAGUCUCUGACUUUGGGAACCAGCUUGUCUGGGGCACAGAUGAGGAUCUCAGUCUUAUCUUCAUUCAGCUGAAGAAAGCUCCCAGCCAUCCAGGUUUUGAUAGAGUCUAAGCAGGUGUGUAACAGCUGCAGCUUAGAAAUUUCAUGGGGCUUAAAGGAGAUGUACAGUUGGAUGUCAUCUGCAUAAAGAUGGUAGGAGAUUCCUUUGAAGGAGCUCAGAAUGUGCUGAAGAGGAAGCAGAUAGAGGUAGCAAAAAUUACAUAAACAUCCCACAUAUUGGAAGUUUAGGAUUUUCUCUAUUAACUCAUUCACUGCCAGCCGUUAGUUAUUUGAACAGAAAGCCCCUGACUGCAGCGUUUUGAGCAUUUUUACAGUUUUUUUAAGAGUCACUGAACAUUGUUCUCUAUGACCAUGUAAACACCAAAACUACCAAAAGAAAGAGCAGACUUAGUUCUUACAUCAGUGAAGAUCUGUGUGUUUCUAGCUUUUUUGUUCUUUCACAAUCUGUUGUCGAAGUGUGAGCUGCAGAAACAUGUCCGCUUUAGGCAUAGCAGCGUCCCAAACCAAUCUCCUAAUUCAUGGAUUGUCUGUUUCAUGAUCACAUGACAUGUGACACUUAUGAAUAUCAACUUUAGAGCUAUGAUGUUUACUCUCAAGGUGCGCAAGCUUGUUCCCAAGUUGUUAAAAAACGCAAUAGAUAACUUUAGUCAUUAGUGUCAGUGAAUGAGUUAAACAGAACUCUGUUCAUGCGCAACACAUUUCUAAAAUAAGAGACCAUCGAGUUCAAACAAAAAAAAACUAGGUCAAACAUUUCAUUUCAUGUUAUUUAUUGACAUUGAUGUUAUUCCAUUGGUGUUUGAUUUUGUUUUUAAAGCUCACUUGCGUCAGUUACUUUAAAAACAAUCACAAUUGGCCUAAUUAUAAUCUAAUAAUCUGUUAAAUUGCACUAGAAUGAAGGAAAUGACAUCUACUUCACUAAACGUUUUAAGGAGGAUGACCCCCCCAACACACACACACACACACACACACACGUUAUUUCUGAUUUUGACACCCUUGAGAGAAUUUGUACUAAAUGAAUCUCCUUUUGAACUGUUUUAUAGUAGCUCUGCUGCUGAUGUGUUUUGGCCUGCUUUGUUUUCAUCAUGAGACUGCAGAACCCUGCAGCUUAAGUGCGCAUGUGUGUUCUCUUGUUUCUUCCUUAUGAUCAGCAGGGAAGGUAGAUGGUACAUAAAAUAGGCCACUGCUGUGUCUAAAACUUUAUGCGGGCUACAUGCGCAUGCAAUCAUAAGCAAGUGGGCAAAGAGAGAAGGCAGUAGAGUAAAAAAGGAAGGGCAAUGUAGGUGCUAGGGUAAGAAAUACUAACUGUUGGGUUUUAAAGUGGAUGUUCCAGAUCUCAGAGUACCAUAAGUGAGUGCCACAACCAAGAUGGCAGCCGUGAGGCUUGCCACAGUACAAGUAGUGUUCCUAUCUGCCCCUCUCCUGUAUGCGUUAUGUGUCUACCAAACUCCAGCAUACACGACUGGAGCGUCUACAUCUCAUGUCUACUAUUUACAAUGACCUGAGUCUAUUUACUUCCCAGGUGGAGGAGGAGUUACAGAAUGUAAUCAUUGCAAGCCGUAAGACACCACGAUUGCCGGCCGCUGCUCUGGGAUCUUUGCCAUGUUCAUGAUUUAUUUUUGUUGUCUGCUUAGGUAGAGUGGUGUUUCACAUCUCUCUGUGAUAAACAAUUCAAAAUGAAUCCAGCUUCACGGGUUGCGAAUCAAGUUAAAAACAAUAUCCUGUUAUUACAGAAACGAUUCAAUUCAAAGCAUUUAAUUCAACUGCACUGUAAAAAUGCUACAAUUUUAUUCUACGGUUAAUAUUUUUGUAGAUAUUUUAUAAAAUAAAGAUGCCAGUUCUGUUAAAGUGACAGUACAACGUUCUCUUUUCAAAUAUGUAAGAGACCACAUAUCCCAAAGCAUUAUGGUUUUAUGGCACUUGCAACAAAAAAACUCCAUAACAAAAUCACAUGCCAAUGUAUUUAUUUUAGACAUGAACCAACAAAAAGUGACUGAAUCUUUGGUUGGAAACUCAAUAGGUAAGCAGUACAGAAUAAGAAUAAAGAGCAAUAUUUCAGCCUGAGCCUAUUGUUUUGAACACUAGAGGUAAACCAUCAUAUAAAAAAGUUACACAGAUAUAAACAAACGAGUAACAAUAACCUUAUAAUGAUGGUGGUCAUUCAUUUUAAAAUGUAGCCUGAGGCUGGGGAAGCCAGAGUGGAAGGACAAAGCAGCAACCAGCUUCUUAUCUCAGUACUUAACACAGUGACAAGCGCUUUAUGGAAACAAUUAUGGAAAAUAAACUAAUACAUUUAAAAUAAUUGCUACUUUUUGACCUGUGAAAGCCAAGGUACUCACCAUACUCUUGUGUGUUCCCUCGCACGCUGGUCCAGAUUGGAAGUGCUGCCAGUAAAAGUCAACGAGUUUACAAAUAACUUGGCUUCAGUCAAGCCUCCCUUCCUUCUUAUAAAACCCAAAAAUGGUCCACACUUUUGAUUUUUGUUUCCCCGACGAGUUGAAAUUCUGUCCCGGUGUGUUAUCAUCUCCAUCGCUGACCCCGGUUUCACACUUAAAGCGUCAGUGGCGUGAAACGGCAGCGGAGCGUCACUGCUUCAAAUAGAAUCCAUUAUAGUCAAUGGACUGUUUCCAACCAGCAGCAAUGUGGCAAUUUCCAGGCCCCUCCCAGAAAUAGCACGCCUCGCCGCUAAGGGAUCCACGGAUGCAUCAAUUUCUGCAGUUGACAUAGGGCUAGACAAGAAAUCACACACAGUUCCAGGGUAAAAUCCCUGGUAAUUUUCAAAAGAAAAGCACUGCAGCGAUGCUCACGUGUGACCCAAGGGCUUAUUUACUCACAGCAUCGUUCCUGAAGUGCUGCGGUGUGUUUUUCAUGGCUUUAAUCCUGUCGGUGGAGAGGAACAACAUCAUAUAUGACAUCAGAGAUAUCAAAUGGGAUUUAGUUCUUCUUGUUUUAAUGGUGGAUUGCAAAAACAACUAUGACCUGAAGUUUCGAGGGAUCGUGUGAUCUCACGAGUCCAGCGAAGAGCACUGCGAGGAAGCCGUGCUGCUGCCAAGACUCUCCCUGUGUGAAAUGGACCACUUUGAAGUUCACGAGUAAACCAGUCUGCUGCCGUUUUGCGUCGCAGAUGCUUUUCAGUGUGAAACCUCCAUUUUCUGCGUUGUCAUUUGCUAUUCAUUCAUGCUAACAUCAGCAAGACACACAGGAAGUGAACCAAACCCACCCGUACGAUCCCGAACCGACGCGAUCCUCCCCUGACCAUAUUGACCCACCAACAGAUUAAAAGUCUCACAAUAGCCGAUCCGUGACUCUGCAACCUAUAGACUGAGGAAGCUGCUACCGAUGCAGCCGUAAAUCUCACCGUAUAUCCAGUUGCAUCGGUUUAUCCUGCACAGUAACGACCCUAGUAGAGACAUGCAACGUCAUUCUGCAUCCUCCUAAGGGCUCUGCAGCACACCUACAGAGGGUGACUGAGACAUGCCCAAUCUUUUAAUUGUCCAUCAAAAAUGACUAAGACCGCAAACCAGUGAUUGGUCAGGAUGCUGCUUCCUUGAAACUUUUCACCAUUCCCCCUUGACGAUAAAAGGGAAGAGACCUACAGACGGCUCAUCGGGCGGGUCGGAUUUGGGUCGAUUAAUAAUUUCAGUGUGAUGAUGAGCCGCACUUGGAAAGCAGAGAGAGGGAGGGAGAGAGACAUGAGGAGAUGAGGACGCACACACCUAAAACCAAACACCGUGAAACAUCAUCAUUCAUCCAUGGUGCAAAAGAAAUGCUAACAUGUUGGUUCUGCAAUAAUGUCAAUCGAGUUUUGUGCUUAAACUCCGUCGGGUCAUUUUGGUUUUAGCGUUUGGGUCUUAUUGGGGCUCUGCUGCGCUGCUGCUGGGUACGUGUGGGGGUGAGACGAGGUAGAUGAGAGCUCAGCACAGUCAAACAGAAAUAACGAUAUUGUUUUGCUGUGUCGGCCUGUAGAAGUUCUUCCAGAACUUUAUUCUGUUUAAUGAACCAGGGUGACUUGAAAAAAAAACUGUCUAACUUAGAGGUAGUGUUUUUUUUUUUAAUUUGCUUUGUUAAUCUUCUCCUCAGAGACACAACGGACAAAACGGGAGAAUAAAAGUCAAAAUGUCCUCAAAGGACAGGUAGUGGAAGGGUUAGUUAGCUGGUUAGUGAAGGGGAGGUAGCUAUCAUAAAUCCUAAUCCAGCCCACAGCCUCCUGGUGUUGUUGUUAUUAUUAUUAUUAUUAUUUUUUAUCAGCAAAUAUAAAAUAAAGAUUCAGCAUUUUUAUUGGAAGUUUGGGAUUCUUCAUGGUUUCAGUAUUUUCAGCAGCAGAGCCUGUUUCCUUCUGAAAUGAGGCCACUGGGUUCAAAUAAAAUAACAAACCAGGCCAAACAAGUUAUUUCAUGUUAUUUCUUAAUAUUUAUAUUAUUUCAUAGAUGAUGGAUUUAGUUUUUAAAGAAAAUGUAUAAGUUCUUUUAAAAAAAGUCAUUAUGUGAAGUGAAUGUUGAGCAUUAAUAAAAUUCUUAUAAUGUGUAUGAAUAUAGUGACAGAUGAACUUGUUAAAUGAACACAUACUGGUCUGGUGUAGCUUCAGAUCUGAAAUGAAUCAUUCCAGGAAAAGUAAUCAUUUUAACACAUCCUUGAUUAAAUGUACAGAUUAUUUAAACAUUUUAGGAUUCAAACAUCUUGUUCAUUCAACACAUUUGAUUAUUUCAACCUAUAAGUUGUAAAGUCAUUCAUAAUUCAAGGCAGAUAUUCAGAGUCUCGCCUGAGAUCUUGAGCAAAGAUAUUAUGGCUUCUUUGACUGGUUGCACAUCACAAAUCCCCGUUUUUCUUCCCUGGAGGCUAGACAGCUGUAAUGCGUCCAUGGAUAUGUGAUGCAGUUUGUUGCUGCAAAGUAAAAGUUAAUUUCUGUUCAUGCUGAUGAAAACUUUACCACUGGUAUGCUAAAAGGAGCCAGACACAAAGGUAACAGAACUCCUGCACUACGUAAUUUUUGAGUAAAGCAUCUUAGAACUGACCAUCACAAUUUCCUUUGAGUGACGACUUUUAUAAAGAGGAAAAUGCAGAAAACCUUUAGAAAAAUGUAGAUUUUUAACAUAUGUCCAUUUUUAGCAAAAAUCUUCAUCUGAUGCAUCAGAAAGGUUUAAAUAACAUCAAACAUUUCUUCUUUCAACCUGACAUGCUUGCUUAGUAAAAGGAUUACUGUAAAGACUAUGACACUAGUCAGUGACUCGAUGCAACCUGCUGGGUUCCUCAUAUAGGAAACUUUUUACUGACUGGCUUAAUGAACUGACCUGGAUUGGAAUAUUUACUGUGUGAAGGUCCUUGAGACGACUCUUGUCGUGAUUUGGCGCUUUAUAAAUAAACCAAAUUGACUUUGUAAGCUGUUAAAGGUAUUCUGUAAACCAGGGAGAUCUGCUGUAUGUCAUGAGCAUCAGGGCCAAGAGCCAAAGACAAGUUUCUAUAGCUUAGAAACCUCACACAGCACGGGAAUACGAGACAACGGACGGAACCGGUCUUCGGUCAUUAACUGAGACUUCUGUUCCAGAGAACUGAAGUGUGUCUGAGGGAGGGACAAGCGGUAUGUCUGAGCCUCUGGCUGUGUGGGAGUGCGUAGGCUCCUCCUCCCUCAUGUCCUGUGCCUCCUCUCUCUGGAUCCCAGCAUUGUGGACUGGACGCUCCAGCUGCACACACACACAUACACACACACUCAGCUGGUCUGCUGUUAUUGCAGUCAGAUAAAAUUUGAAGUGUGUUUGACUGUGUGUGUGUGUGUGCUUGUAUAUGUUCUAUGGAUGAAUGAAUGUAUGUGUGUGUGUGAGUGUAGAUAUGUACCUGUGUGUUAAGAUGUGUGUGUAAGGAUGAAAAGAGCCCAGCAUUGCUGUGGAUGGAUUCUUGCCCGCUGCUGCUGCUGCUGCUACAACGGCACAGAAAACUACCAUGUCAGCAGCUCUGAGGGGAAGAGUGAAUCUGUGGCAAACCUGCAGCCACAGCCCUCCCUCAACUCGCUGCAGUCCAGCGCUCCUGGUCCCAGACGUUCUGGAAACACUCUAAGAAAAUGGCUGACAAGUCCCGUCCGCCGCCUCGGCCAAGGCAGCUCCAUCAAAAAGCUCCCCAACAAUAAACCGAAGAAGCCAGGACCAGGUUCAGGCCGAGAUGAAAGCAGUAAGCAGGAUGACAACACUGAUGAGAGAGUCAGCAGUAAGGACUCAAACCCGCUAUCUAAAGGGCCCUCUGGGAUGCAGAGCGGAGGGGAGGAGGAACAGGAGGAUGAGCCGCACCUUCCUCUUCCUCCCCCCAUGAAGAUAAUUGAGAACCCCUCAGCUCAGGAUGACAAGUCCUUGCUAACAUCUCUGCAGUCGUCUUCUGAGGCGCCCAGUGCUGCAGAGCUGGUUAGUGCCAUAGAAAAACUGGUUAAAACCAACAUGCCCACGGAGCCUGGAGCAUGUCAGGGCUUCCCAUCUCAAUCUCCACCAGAGCAGAGCACUCCGGUCCAGCCGCGGAACCCGGAACUGGAACAGAGAGCCAAAGCGAUGAGAGGACGAAUGUUUGUUCUGAAUGAGCUGAUUCAGACGGAGAAGGACUAUGUCAGAGACCUGGGUGUCGUGGUGGAGGGCUUCAUGAAGCGCAUAGAGGAGAAAGGUGUUCCCGAUGACAUGAAGGGAAAAGAUAAAAUGGUAUUUGGGAACAUCCACCAGAUCUACGACUGGCACAGAGAUUUCUUUGUAGGAGAGCUGGAAAAAUGUUUGAACGAUCAUGAACUCCUUGCUGAGCUGUUCAUCAGACACGAGAGAAGAAUGUACAUGUAUGUGACUUACUGCCAGAACAAACCCAAGUCGGAGUACAUUGUAGCAGAAUACGAUUCGUACUUUGACGGAAUCCAGCAGGACAUUCAGUCCAGACUGUCCAUCAGUGACUUCCUCAUUAAGCCCAUCCAGAGGAUCACUAAAUACCAGCUGCUGCUGAAGGACUUCCUGAAGUAUAGCUCUAAAGCAGGAAUGGACUGUAAAGACAUUGAGAAAGCGGUGGAGUUCAUGUCUGAAGUUCCUAAGCUGUGUAACGACAUGAUGAAUCUGGGUCGGCUGCAGGGAUACGAGGGGAAACUGACCAAUCAGGGCAAGCUGCUGCAACAGGAAACCUUCUUUGUGUCUGAGCAGGAUGCCGGUGUCCUGUCUCGAUCCAAAGAACGCAGAGUUUUCCUCUUCGAGCAGAUUGUCAUCUUCAGUGAGCUGCUAAGGAAAGGCUCGUCCACACCUGGAUAUCAGUUCAAGAAGAGCAUCAAGGUGUCCAGCCUGGGUCUGGAGGACACCGUGGAUAAUGAUCCCUGUAAAUUUGUCCUCAUGUGUCGCGGCUCAUCUGAGCGUUUCACGCUGCAGGCUGCAAACGUGGACAUCAAGCAGGUGUGGGUCAAACACGUUCAAGACAUCCUAGAUGCUCAGAACAACUUCCUGUCAGCUCUGCAGUCUCCCAUCGUCUACCAGCAGCAGGAGCAGUGUAAAGUAAGCAGCAGCUUCCCACUGAGCAGAAAUCGCUCGAUGUCGGGGAACCGUCUGUUCUCCACCGUCGGCUCAUCAGGCUUUGAGUGUAAUAAUGGUGAUGACGGCUCGAAUGGCAUCUCCUCCUCCAUGAGGGUCACUCAAGACUACUCAGCUCUCAAAGAGAAUGAGAUCUCUGUCAGUGAAGGAGAGUUGGUCCAAGUCUUGGCCACCAAUCAGCAGAACAUGCACCUUGUUUUCCGACAGGCUGACAGCCAAUCCCCUGCUGCUGAGGGCUGGGUACCGGGACAUGUCUUAGGCCCGCCCACAAAGGCCAUAAAAGACUCUUUCUCGACCUCCUCCUUCCCAGCAGCAGUGGCAGAUGCCAACAACAUCAAGAAGUCACUGUCGUGGAACACAUUACGAGCCAGGAAGCGUUUAGAAGCUAAGGACGGUUCCUCGCUAGGAGUCAGGGGUCAGGAGAACUACUUCUUCCAUAAACCCAAAGAUGACACCACCCCUCCUCUCCCAUUGACCUUACCUGCACCUAGCCAGAAGGCCAAAGAGCUUCAUACUUCAGAUGAGUCAGACUGUGAUGACCUCGACCCAAAGACGGGUAUGGAGAUUCUCAACCCAAACUUCAUCCAGGAAGUGGCUCCUGAGUUCUUGGUGCCACUAUCAGAUGUGGUGUGUUCAUUUGGAGAGACUGUUGUCCUUUGCUGUAAAGUCUGUGGGCGGCCCAAACCCUCACUCAGUCUCAGGGGACCUGACCAAAACCUGGUGACAAGUCACAGUCGCUUCACCAUAGACAUCAGGGACACUGGUGACGUCUUGCUGAAGAUAUGUAAUGUGAUGCCUCAAGAUACAGGUAUCUACACCUGCAUUGCUGUCAAUGACCAUGGUGCCGCCUCCUCAUCUGCCUCCAUCAAAGUUCAAGGUGUUCCAGCAGCCCCGGGAAGGCCUGUGGCUCAGGAGGCAAGCAGCACUGUGGUAAUGGUCCACUGGCCCCCACUGGCUUUAUCUGCUCAGUGUGCCAUCAGCAAUUACACUGUGGAGUACAGACUGGAAGACUCAUUGCAUUGGCAGCAGGCAGCCAGCAGCAGGGAGGAGUGUGUGCAAAUUGAUUGUCUCAUUCCUGGAGGUCACUAUCAGUUCAGAGUUCGAGCAUCCAACCACUGGGGGGUCAGUCCACCUUCUGAGCCCUCUAAUAUGGUCACAUUAUCCAGCAGCAAUUCUGGACAUGAAGGAACAGGAAUCCAAUGGAAGGAACAUUUUGAGUCAACUUUCUCAGAAAUCUGUGAAAUAGGAAGGGGCCGUUUUUCUGUGGUGAGAAAAUGUUUCAACAAGCUCACAAGGAUAGAGGUUGCUGUGAAAUUUGUGAGUAAGAAAAUGCAGAAGAAAGAGCAGGUGGCACACGAGGUAGACAUCCUCCAACACGUGCAGAACCACCAGGUGGUGGCGCUGCUGGACACAUACGAGUCUCCCACUUCUCUGAUGCUCGUCUUGGAUCUACUGGAGGGUGGGCGUUUGCUUGACUAUCUGGUUGCUCAAGAUGAAUUGAUGGAAGAGAUGGUGGCCUUUUUUAUCAGAGAAACUUUGGAAGCCCUUCAGCACCUUCAUACCUGCCGAGUGGCACACUUGGAUCUAAAGCCUGAGAACAUCAUGGUGGACCUCAGUUCUUCGGCACCGUGUGUUAAACUCAUCGACUUUGGUGAUGCGGUACAGCUAUCCGUUCACCGUCGAUAUGUCCACCUGCUGUUAGGAAACCCAGAGUUUGCUGCCCCUGAACUUGUUCAAGGUACGCCAGUCUCUGUUGCCACUGACCUAUGGAGCAUGGGUGUGUUAGCCUACGUGAUGCUCAGUGGGGUAUCUCCAUUUCUGGAUGAAUCACCAGAGGAAACGUGUGUCAACAUCUGUCGCCUGGACUUUUGUUUCCCAGAGGAGUAUUUCCACAAUGUGAGCCAGGCAGCAAGGGAUUUUGUGACAUCAGUGCUUCAGCAGGAUCCCAGGAAAAGACCAAGUGCUACUUCUUGUCUACAACAUCCAUGGGCGGGUCGUGGGGGUACCCAAGGAGGUCAAUAUUCCAAGUUACCUCUAGACACAUCAAGGUUGGUCACGUUUAUUGACCGAAGGAGGCAGCUCCAUGACGUCCGUCCUGUCACCAACAUUAAGGGGCUGGUGAGCAGCAGCAUGGGCAACACACUGUGAUGACGACAGGACAGAAUCACGCCCAACUCUGGCAUUUUAAAAACAAAUAACUCAACUGUCUUUAAAAUGUGUUCAUGCGUGAGCGCAAAAAGUACCGACGAGGUGGAAUGGUUGAUGUUCAUGGACCUGUUUGAGUUGAUGUUACUUAAAUAAAACAGAUUGAUGCAUUUGCAGUUUUUAUUUAUUGAUAAAUAUUUUUGAUAGGUUCUCUCUAAGAUAACCAAAAGAAACCAACUCUACUGUGAAAAAGCCAUUUGCAACUGGUCUACUUUAUUUGUCCUUUUGUUCCAUGGUUCUGUUGCUAUGCAGAACACUACUGCUAAAAUCCACCCGUGUAUGGAGAACACACACACACACACACACACACACACACACACACACACAUACACACACACACACACACACACACACACACACACAGUGUUUGUAAAUAUCUUUGAUAAUGUGAUCACUGGUUAGGCAUGAAUUGAUAUUAUUUUCUGUUAGUUUGCAAAAUAGUAUAGGCUGUAAUCUACCGAAGUGGACAUUCAAGUACAGAGUGUUGUUCAGGCUGUAGCACAGUUUACUGUAAACAGCAACGGAGAAUUCUGACUGAAAAAACUGACUUGUUAAUUCUCAUUAGAAAGUUUAAGUGUGGGCCAAAUCCACCACCUUACUUCCUCUGAAAUAUUACCUAAAUAUCAUAUUUUAGCAGAUAUUUGUAGAAUUUAUUUUUCAUAUGUAAAUCUAAUGAAAAGCUAUUGGGAAGAGGGUGUUACUAAUUCCACUGUUGUUGUUGCUUUUGUUGGUUAAGUUUGAAUCUGGGUGAAACCAAGUCAAGGGGUGGGGGUGGGGGGGCAUGAAAUUCAACAGUACAUUUGUAUGUAAUGUGUUUCUUUACUCAUGGACAACAUCACUAAAGACAAGAUACUGUGCAGGUCGAUCAUAUUUGAGUAACAUUUUUCCUGAUGUAAGUUAUUUAGUACGUCUGCAGAACUGAGUGUGCAGGAACUGCUGACCUAUACAGAUGACUUGUUCACUCAGCCACCGGUCAGCUACAGAACCUUCUGACUGCUGAGUUUAAGUUCUGACCUGCUGGAGUCAACCACUGACUGAGUUGAACUGUCACUAAAUACAAGGAACUAAAGACAAAGAAGACAAAUACCAGAAGAUUUCUGCAAAAUAACAUAGUGAACUGCUGACCCACAUGUGGAAGGUUUGUUCAGAACGGAGAUGUUGUUUACAGAACAGUAGAACAAUCAGGACGCUUAUUCAUAAUGUUUGAAAGCAGGUAAGAAAUGUGUAUUUGCCAUGAUGAUGUUUAAAUCCUGCUGGUAAAUGUGCUCAUGUGGCCUCUGGGCCACUCUUUCAGUCUUUUCCAUCCCCUUUCUACACGAAUGUAUUUUAGUAGAAUGUGUUCUGCCAUCAAAAGCACUGUAAUUGAAUGUUUUUACCCGACCAUUUUACCAUACUACUGCUGCAUCCACACAUAGCUGUGUGUGCAUUGUCUUAACCAUAACCAAGGCACAUGCAAUAGUUUCUGUUAAGGCUUUAAAAAGUGCAACUGUGCAGUUGGAUUUUAUUUUCACAAUGCAAAUAGAAACUGUUCGGGUCUUUCGUGGCCUCUAUGGAAUCUAAGGGACAAAAUAACAUCCUUUCAGCUACUGCGAGACACUUGAAGGCAUCCUAAAGGUGGCGACUCAACAAACACGCAAAAUUGAAUGAAAAUAGAUGUAGAUUUAAUAUUGUUGUUUUCCUGUUAAUACAUGUUGGUAUUGUGACUAAAUGAUCAUGCAUAUCUGAAGGAUGGGUUGAAGAUUGGGUUUGACUGUCAAAACUGCCACCUUUUACACCAUAAAAAUACCACACUGUAUUAACAAGCAUACUACACAGUUGAACGGUUAGGAUGCAUCCCAUUAGGCAUUAUAACAGGAGUUAAAUUACGUUUUUAUGUACAGUAUCAUUUGCACCCAGUGUUAUGCCAUGUUCUCCAACCAUGAGUAAGGACACCUAAUGACGCUUGUGAUGAUGAGGUACGGACUGUAUUCUGCCUCUUGGCUGCACACAUCUUGGAGAUAAUUGGCCUAGAAGACUAGACAGACUGUAUCAGAAUCAAAAGGAGCAUCAGCUGGCCAGAGCAGUUUUGUCAGUUUGGUGAGCCAAUCACAGCGCUUUGAUGGUUUGGUGGGCCAAUCAGAGCUCUAGAGGAUUCAUGGACAGAAUUAACACCAGAGCUGCAACGGAACAAAACAACAAAGAUGACAGCGACUUGUUUGGAUCGGCUUUGAAAUCAACUUUGAACUAUUUAGGCUUCUCUUUGAGUCAAGAGCAGAUAGAGGUACUUAAGUCCUUUAUUUGGAAAAAGGAUGUAUGCACGUCGUCUUCAACUGUGUAUGAAGGACUGCCCCGUUCACUGACAUCUGUAGCAGUGAGUACUUCACGUUCAUAAUUGUCCAAUAGCAUGUAGAGACCGUUUAAAGACAACCCGCCCCACAACUGAGCUUUGUCUAUGGGUCAUGGCCAGACUUUACAUUCACAUAUGUAGGGUGGUUUGACAGGCUCCCUCUAAACAAGCAUCAGUGCAACAACAACAACAGUAAAUAAUGUACAGAAACAAGUAAUACAGUCUCCUUGUUUUAAAAGCCUUGUUUGUUUUCCCCAUAUGUUUGGCCACUUUAUGCCUCCAUUAAACAAUGAAAAAGCUGCAGCAACAAUAAUGAAGAUAAGUUACUGUAACAUCCUCAGGAAGAAGUGUCUUCAGUUACUGCACCAGAGAAGUGGACAUUGCUGGUAUCAGUGGAUGCCUACAGCAAAUUAAUAGAUUAUGACAAAAUCAAGUUGAUACUUCAGAAAAGAAAGAAAUUACCCUGUGGUGCAAUCCUGUUUCUUCACAUGUCCUGUAACUUGGCAUCUCCAUGGAGGAGGCUGAGCUCUGCAUCUAGUCUGUCUUAAGAACUCAGGGUCUUAAUGAGUUGCCAAUAAUAUUUUACUAAUUCACCAGAUUUUUCUUUGCAUUUAGAUUAAAAGGUAUUCCCUGUGGAGCCAUUAGAUAUUUGCCCAAUGCAUCCAGAACUUCUGGGCUUAGGUUGUUUCAUUACUUUAUUGCUCUAUUCGUCUAAUAAAGUCUGUUGAAUUGC